Molecule: messenger RNA, 938 nt
Organism: Lymnaea stagnalis (great pond snail)
Lineage: Eukaryota; Metazoa; Mollusca; Gastropoda; Lymnaeidae
Source: the annotation of a GenBank genome assembly
AACAAACAGCUAGAACAGAUGUGGCAGAAGGUCUCCAGAUAACCAUAACAACCUACAAUGACACCAGCUUCAAGGUAUCAUACAUUACAGACGAAUUGAUUGAUAUAAUAUUUGACAAGGAAGUAACUGCCCAAAGAAUACGCAUAACAGGAUCAUUGGUCGAGUCGAUUUGUGAGGUCUACAUCAGUGGGGGUAAUCCAUUUUUUUUUCAUCUUAAAAUGAAUAAUUGUAUCAAUAAUAUAUGAAAACCGUUGAUUUAUCGCAAGCUUCUAAUUUAUUCGAAAAAUUAAAUCUAUUGUUUCUUCAAUCACAUAUACCUUUUAUUUUGCUUUUUUCAACUUGAACGCAUACAUAACAUUAAUAACAAAAAUUGACACAGAUGUUAACGUCAAAAGUAUUUUGUAUUUAUUUAAUUUUUUCACUAUAAUUAUUACUAAUUGUGUCUUGUGAUGUUUAAAUAUGCCUUUGUAUUUGAUUUUUAACAAAAACUACCAUUAGAAUUGUUAUGUGUAUGAAUUCUUUUUUUUUUUUUUCUUUUAAAUAUAUUAUUAUUAUUACCUUUUUAUGUUAUUGUAGGUAGCAAUGUUGCAAUUCAGAAAAAUGCAACCCAGUCGGGUAUAUUUACAGAGAAAGAUUAUUUUUAAAUAUUCCUUUGUAUUUGAUUUUUAACAAAAACUACCAUUAGAAUUUUUUUGUUUAUUAAUUCUUUUUUUUUUUUUUUCUUUUAAAUAUAUUAUUAUUAUUACCUUUUUAUGUUAUUGUAGGUAGCAAUGUUGCAAUUCAGAAAAAUGCAACCCAGUCGGGUAUAUUUACAGAGAAAGAUAGAUCCCUUGCAUCAAAUGCAGUGGAUGGAAACAGAUUAACUGACUGGAACUAUGGGAGCUGUAGCCAUACAGACCAAUUAGGAGCUUACAUUUUGGGUACACAUAGUUGGAGCG